CCAUGAAGCUCGCGACGCUUCUCCUCGCCGCCAUUAGCGUGGCGUCCGUCUCGGCUGAGCCGUCAUGGAUGCCCAGCCAGGUCAAGAUCCAGGAAGAGUACAAGGUCCCUGGCGAUAACCCUCUGUACUUCUGUGCCGACCCCGCCGAUGAUAUCCUGAAGAUUGAGAAGGUGGAUCUGAGCCCGAAUCCUCCAGAGCCCGGGAAGGCUCUCACGAUCAAAGCCACCGGUGACUUCAAAGAGACCGUCGAGGAAGGCUCAAAGAUGCACCUCCAGGUCAAGUACGGCCUGAUCACGCUCAUCAACCAGGACGCGGACCUGUGCGAGACGAUUGAGAAGGCGGACCUCAAGUGCCCGCUGGAGAAGGGCGAGAUGUCGCUGACCAAGGACGUUGAUAUCCCCAAAGAGGUUCCUCCGGGGACAUAUACCGUGCUCGCCGACGUCUACACGAAAGACGGCGACAAGAUCACCUGCUUGACCUCCAAGAUCACCUUCCACCGGUAAACCCUCCACGGCGGCCAGGGCGGGCGAUGCGCAGGCGGUAUCUGAGCGAGCAAUAGAUCUGUGCAAUUCGGGAAGCGGAAGUUUCAACUGUCGGGGCCGGGUGUAAAUAUCGUUCAAAACCGGCUGCGGAAUGAGCUUUGAUAUAGGCAUGCAUAGGGCAAAUUGUGGAGGUGUACUCUUUGGAUUCUGGCUUUCACUUUGAGGGGAUGUGGUGAGCUCGAUACCUCAGCGGCUGUUAUUCUCGAGUUCGGCAUUGGGUUUCUGGGAUUUAUUAUGGAUGUGGCAAUGCAGUCAUGAUGACAAGGCACAUCCUUUCAUAGCACAUUGUUCAGUUCAUGCUUUGAUGAAUCGGAUAUCUUAUCGCCAAUCGCGAGGUCCCUCCCAUAC
Molecule: messenger RNA, 890 nt
Organism: Trematosphaeria pertusa
Lineage: Eukaryota; Fungi; Ascomycota; Dothideomycetes; Pleosporales; Trematosphaeriaceae
Product: phosphatidylglycerol/phosphatidylinositol transfer protein precursor
Exons: 3
Biological process (GO): intracellular sterol transport
Molecular function (GO): sterol binding
Source: RefSeq, a predicted model, not a curated record